Messenger RNA from Nelumbo nucifera (sacred lotus), 2276 nucleotides. It is a transcript of the gene CDC48B, whose product is annotated as cell division cycle 48B. NCBI's taxonomy places the organism in Eukaryota, Viridiplantae, Streptophyta, Magnoliopsida, Proteales, Nelumbonaceae. The record is from RefSeq and is a predicted model, not a curated record. Gene Ontology annotation, molecular function: ATP hydrolysis activity; ATP binding.
GAUUUGUUUUACAGCAAAAAGUCCCAUUAAUGGCUACCGCGGCAACCUGCUCCAUCGCAACGUAGAAAUAUUUGCGCCUUUUUCUUUUUCAAAAAUAUUGAAUUUGACGAGUUCGGGGGAUUAACAAUUUGAUACUUCAAAUCUUCCGAAUAGGAAUUUUCAGUAUUAGGGUUUCUAAUUUAGAUGGAGAGUAGUAGCGGGAGCAGCGGUCAGUGGAGGGCAGAGGAAGUAGUCGCUGGCAACGCUGAAGCUCUUGAAGCUCUUAGGGAACUCAUAGCUUUCCCUUUUCACUAUUCGAGAGAGUCUCGAAAGCUUGGACUCAAGUGGCGCACGGGAUUGUUAUUGUACGGUCCCCCAGGCACAGGAAAGACAAGCUUGGUUCGGGCCGUUGUUCGAGAAUGCGAUGCUCACUUGACUGUUAUUAGUCCACAUUCUGUUCACAGAGCACAUGUUGGAGAAAGUGAGAAAAUUCUGCGAGAGGCUUUUUCAGAAGCAUUGUCUUAUUCAUCAACAGGCAAGCCAUCAGUUAUCUUCAUUGAUGAAAUCGAUGCACUCUGUCCUCAUCGUAAUUCAAGGAGAGAGCAAGAUGUACGUAUUGCAUCUCAGCUUUUUGCAUUGAUGGAUGCCAACAAACCCUCAGCAUCUUGCCCACAAGUUGUUAUCGUGGCUUCAACUAAUAGAGUGGAUGCAAUAGAUCCAGCAUUACGAAGGUCAGGACGCUUUGAUGCUGAAAUUGAAGUUACAACACCCACUGAAGAGGAGCGCUUUCAAAUUCUUCAGCUCUAUUCCAAGAAGCUCCCACUGGAUCCUACUGUUGACUUACGAGCUAUAUCUGCAUCUUGUAAUGGAUAUGUUGGGGCUGAUUUAGAAGCUUUAUGCCGAGAGGCUACAAUGUCUGCAAUAAGAAGAUCAUCAGAUGUAACUAAAGAUGGUGGUUUAUGCAGCUUAACAAUGGAUGAUUGGAAGCAUGCAAAAACUGUGGUUGGUCCAAGCAUAACAAGAGGUGUUACUGUGGAAAUCCCCAAGGUUACCUGGGAAGAUAUUGGAGGAUUACAAGAUUUGAAGAAAAAGCUCCAGCAGGCUGUUGAGUGGCCUAUUAAGAAUGCUGCUGCAUUUGCAAGGCUGGGGAUAUCACCUGUUCGUGGAGUUCUUUUGCAUGGACCUCCAGGAUGCUCAAAAACUACCCUUGCUAAAGCUGCAGCUCAUGCUGCUCAAGCCUCCUUCUUCUCAUUGAGUGGUGCAGAAUUGUAUUCAAUGUAUGUUGGAGAGGGAGAGUCUUUGUUGCGUAACACUUUUCAGAGAGCUCGCCUUGCAGCACCAAGUAUAAUAUUCUUUGAUGAGGCUGAUGUUAUUGCUGCCAAACGAGGUGGGAGCACAAGCACAAGUGGCAAUGCCACAGUGGGGGAGAGAUUACUAUCGACCUUACUGACUGAAAUGGAUGGUCUAGAACAGGCUAAUGGAAUUCUAGUUCUGGCUGCUACUAAUCGCCCUCAUGCUGUUGAUGCUGCACUUAUGCGCCCUGGUCGCUUUGAUCUGGUUCUUUAUGUACCACCACCUGAUUUAGAAGCCCGAUAUGAGAUUGUGUGUGUACAUACACGUAACAUGAAGAUUGGGGAUGAUGUUGAUCUAAGAGAAGUAGCAGAAGAUACUGAGCUGUUUACAGGAGCUGAAUUGGAGGGCCUCUGUAGGGAAGCUGGUAUGGUGGCUCUGAGGGACGACAUCUCUGCUACAGUUGUUUGUGGCCGACAUUUCCAGAUUGUAAAGAGGUCACUAAAGCCAGCAUUAACAAGAGCUGAAAUAGAUGCAUAUGCCUCGUUUAUGAAGAACCCAUUAUACAGGUCUUCCAAUCAUUGUGCACUAAGCAGCAAGCAUAACAAGUCCAUGAAGAUAUCAGGAGCUGUAAAACUUGGUAUCCUAAGCUUUGCGGUAAUGCUUGCUGCUAAAUAUCUUCUCAUGAGUCCAAAACACACACCAAGUAGUGUACCAAGCACUUGAACAAUAUACCCAAAGAAUAUGCUCAUAGAUCCCCAUGUCAGUAGCUAGCCAUAUUUUAUUCUGGUUUUACUGGUAUCAGAUUCAUCUCAUAUAAACUACAGCCAGAAGCAGCAAAAUUAUAGUUGAGGGUUUUACCAAUGUUUGAAGUAUUAAUGCACAUGCCCUACGUAUCAGUCGAUAUGGCCCGAUAUGUAUCUAAAUUUUGAACCUUGGUCUGAACUGAAAUGAUUUCUACAGAGGAACUCUGAUAAAUAUAGGAAAUCUUCAUUUUACCGCUUUCA